Molecule: messenger RNA, 1457 nt
Organism: Scylla paramamosain (green mud crab)
Lineage: Eukaryota; Metazoa; Arthropoda; Malacostraca; Decapoda; Portunidae
Exons: 7
Coding region: 734-1261 (175 amino acids)
Source: RefSeq, a predicted model, not a curated record
UCUCUUGAGUGUCAUCACAUCCGCAGCCCCACAAACAACUAUCCCAAGCAAACUGACAUAUGUUGCCAACAGCGAAGUUUUCAAAUACUUGAAGCCGAGGUACCGCAGCGACAUCCCAUGGCUGAACAUCGUUUUUGCAGUUAUGGGUUGCUCCUCCCGAACGGAACCACAAUUGAGCUGCAAUACGUGGGUGAAGAAAACGGCACCAGCAACAGAGAGACCACUUCCAUAUCUAGCUGAGAACACAUUUCUUCAAGCUUCCCAGUUACACUGCAGUGACUCUCUUGGCGAUGACUAGGACACCGCAGCCCAAUUGUAUACAGCCGCCACGAGAGCCACACCUUCAGUAAGCAGGUGCACCACCGUCAUGAAGCUGGUGGUGCUCGCCCUUCUGGUGGUGAACAAAUCCGGCGUUCUUCACUGUCCAGGCCACAAAGGCAGGGACCUUACGCAGCUCCAUACUGAUUUUCGCGACAUGAUACGAAACUUGGAGCAAUAAAACAUCCCUGACAGUUACACGUAUGGCUUCCCGCACGGCGCCAUCUUUCCGCAGCUCUACGUGCCUCACGAACAUGGGUGCCAGCUCAAUCAUCGGAUCGCCGGAUCAUUCCCAUUCCAUACUGUAAGGCCUCCCACAUUCACUAAGGAUGGAUGGCGUGUCUGGCCGGCACGGAAUGAAGGCAUCUCACCAAACCAGACAUAAGACAACAAUAAUGAAGUAAUGGAGCAUUAAAUGUUGGCACGCCCGGAGGAUGCCCAUGACCAUGACUAUCUGCUGAAUGACCACGCCCGCGCACUCAUGACCCGCCAGAGGAGUCCAAGGAUUCUCCACACGCUGAGGACGACCUGCCUGACUCGCACGGCAGCCCCUGCAGACUGCACCAACGUUGAUGUGCACUACGUGGGUGAUGAAAAUGGGUACCGCGUCCAGUACCUGUUCAUCCACUCCCUCCGCCCGCUACCCGCAUGUCUCGAGGAUGCCCACGACCAUGACGACCCGCUGUACGAUCCUGCCACUCAUGACCCGCCCGAGGAGUCCACGGGUUCACCACACAAUGAGGACGACCUGCCUGACUCACACGGUGAAGACCACGGUGAAGACCACGGCCCUUCAGACUCCCACAUCGAUUAUAAUGUGACUGACUCACACACACCUUACUCACACACACACACUGACUGUCAAGCUCCUUCAGACUUUCACACUCCCUCUGAUUCUCACACUCCCAGUGACACACACACUCCUGACUCACACUUCCUCUGACUCUCACUCUCACGCUAAUAACCAACACUUGGAGUCACCUCAUGAAAGCGUCAACUCCCUCACCCUCGACCGGCGACCAGUUGGCUGAGGACAGUCUCACACUCACCAGCAAGGAACACAAUGACUCUUAGUAAACAGUCCAUAGUUGAUAGGAAGUGAAUAUGUACACACAAACCAAAUAAAUAGAUAUAAUUGA